This is a messenger RNA of Entrophospora sp. SA101, 603 nucleotides long. Lineage: Eukaryota; Fungi; Glomeromycota; Glomeromycetes; Entrophosporales; Entrophosporaceae. The record is from the annotation of a GenBank genome assembly.
AUGGCGGCGCUCUUUUCUCCAGUUAAUCGUUAUUACAUUUGGAGAAAGCUUUGGUUGAAAUUAGCUAUAGCUGAAAAAGAGUUGGGCAUAACUGGCAUUGCUGUAGAUGCCAUUCAAGAAAUGGAAGAACACUUGGAAAAUGGAAAUUGGUCCAAUAGCAAAACUUCUGAUCUCUUACCAACAUUUCACCUAUUACCUAAUCUUGUGUUUUGUGUAACAAUGUUGUUGCAUGUACAAAUCACACUAUCACAUUUUGGUAUGUGUACAAAAGAUUUUGGUGCCAAUGAAUCAUUCUCAAGAAAAAUGUUACGCACAACUAUGGAUGUUGAUUGUCCUUGGUGGAUGGAUUGGUUUCAUGGUGGCUUGCAAUUCCAAGCUGUACACCAUCUUUUUCCAAGAAUACCAAGACACAAUCUUAGAAAAUGUCAACCAUUGGUGAUGCAAUUUUGUCAAGAAGCCAACCUCCAAUAUCAUCUAUAUGGUUUUGUUAAAGGUAAUAGAUUAGUCCUUAGCGCACUUAGAGAUGUUGCCAAUCAAGUUAAAUUAUUAGGAAAAGUUGCAAAAUCGCAUGUUGAUAGACACAACAUGGUGAAAAAUGAAUAA